This is a messenger RNA of Phalacrocorax carbo (great cormorant), 5514 nucleotides long. NCBI's taxonomy places the organism in Eukaryota, Metazoa, Chordata, Aves, Suliformes, Phalacrocoracidae. The record is from RefSeq and is a predicted model, not a curated record.
GUGGGAGACGCGGAGGGUGCGUGCGGCGCCGCGCCGUGCGUGCCGCGCGUGCCGGUGGAGCAGGCCGCAGCGGCGGGGCCGGGUCCGCGGCGAUGCUGGAGGAGGCGGGCGAGGUACUGGAGUCGGUGCUGAAGGCUUCGUGCCUGCCGCUGAGCUUCCUGCUCUUCGUGCCCGCCGUGCUCCUGCUCCUGGGCCCGCCGCCCGCCGCAGAGGCCGCCCACGAGUUCACGGUCUACCGCAUGCAGCAGUACGAGCUGGGCGGGCAGCCCUACGGCACCAGGAGUGCAGUGCUUAACACAGAAGCCCGCACUGUAGAAGCAGACGUCCUGAGCCGUCGCUGUGUCAUGAUGCGGCUAGUGGAUUUCUCCUACGAGCAGUACCAGAAGGCUCUUCGCCAGUCAGCUGGUGCUGUGGUGAUCAUCUUGCCGCGCUCCAUCUCUUCUGUCCCACAGGAUGUUGUAAGGCAAUUCAUGGAGAUAGAGCCGGAAAUGCUUGCUAUGGAAACCAUUGUGCCAGUCUACUUUGCAGUGGAAGAUGAAGAGCUUCUGUCUAUAUAUGAACAAACACGGGCUGCUUCUGCAUCACAGGGUUCUGCCUCAGCUGCAGAAGUUCUGUUGCACACGGCAACUGCCAAUGGCUUCCAGAUGGUGACCAGUGGGGCUCAAAGCAAAGCUGUCAAUGACUGGCUCAUACCCAGUGUGGAGGGAAGGCUUACAGGGCUGGGUGGAGAAGACCUGCCCACUGUUGUGAUAGUUGCCCACUAUGAUUCUUUUGGAGUGGCUCCAUGGCUGUCACAUGGUGCUGACUCCAAUGGCAGUGGUAUCUCAGUGCUACUGGAACUAGCCAGGCUGUUUUCCCGGCUCUACACCUACAGACGUACCCAUGCUGGGUAUAACUUGCUGUUCUUUGCCUCUGGAGGUGGCAAGUUUAAUUAUCAAGGAACCAAGCGGUGGCUGGAAGACAAUUUGGACCACACGGAUUCCAGCCUGCUGCAGGACAACGUAGCGUUUGUUCUCUGCCUUGAUACUCUGGGCCGAGGCAAUAGCCUUCAUCUCCAUGUCUCGAAGCCUCCCAAGGAGGGAACCUUGCAGCAUGCGUUUCUGAGAGAACUGGAGAUGGUUAUUGCCAGCCAGUUCCCGGAGGUGAAGUUUUCCAUGGUGCAUAAGAAGAUAAACUUGGCUGAGGACAUGUUGGCAUGGGAGCAUGAGCGUUUUGCCAUCCGACGCUUGCCAGCAUUCACCAUCUCCCAUCUGGAGAGCCACCGGGACAGCCUGCGCAACAGCAUCAUGGAUCGGAGGGCACGAAUAGACACUAAGGCACUAACCAGGAAUACGAGGAUCAUUGCUGAGGCUUUGACAAGGGUCAUCUACAACCUAACAGACAAGGGAGCACCUGCAGAUCUGCAGAUCUUCACAGAUCAGAUGCAGAUCCAGCAGGAGCAACUGGAAUCAGUGAUGGACUGGCUGAGCAGUCAGCCCAGGGCUGCCCAGUUGAUUGAUAAAGACAGCACCUUCCUCAACACCUUAGAAUAUUAUAUGGGUCGCUACCUGAAGGAUGUCAAACAGCAUCAUGUAAAGGCAGACAAACGGGACCCCGAGUUUGUUUUCUAUGACCAGCUGAAACAGGUGAUGAAUGCAUACAGGGUCAAGCCAGCGAUCUUUGACCUGCUUCUGGCUGUUUGUAUCGCAGCCUACCUUGGUGUUGCCUAUGUUGCAGUGCAGCACUUCGGUCUCCUUUACAAAAUGAUACAGAGAUUAUCCCUUAAAACCAAGCAGCAGUGAAGCAAUGAGUCAUCACCCAUAUAGCAGCACUGAGCCAUCGGUGAGCCCAUCAGGAACCUUCUGCCUUCCAUUGAACCCUGCUGUUUCUCCUCCUCUGUCUCCUCUUUGCUGCUCUAUAGAGGGGAGGAAGGCAGAAAGAAAACGAAAUUUCAACUCUUGUGCACCUUUUAAGUGCUUUUUCCUCACCUUCUUCCCCUGACUUGCACCAUUUCUAUUUUCCUUUGCUUUUUGGCGAGGGAGAGGCUCAGAGACUUCAGUAGUUCCUGCAGGUUGUUUAAACACUGAACAGCUGAUUCUGAGCAGCUUCUGUGAGUGUAAAACAAGUCCAGCACCUUCAUGAACACAUGUGCCGUACAGCCAACUUGGGAACUGAAACUACAGAGUAGAGUGACGUGUUAUCUCUGCCCAGCAAACAAGGACUCAGAACAGUUGUUUAAAAGAAAAAAGUGCACAUGCAAAUUAAAGAGAAUACUAUUAGCAUGUUUUCUUAUGGCACCUCUUCCUUAAGCUCGCUGCCUGGCUUUAGGAAGGUGUGCUGAGCCAGCAGUGUCCGCAGGAAGUGUCGUCUUGCGUUGGGUUCAGACUGUGCAAUAGCUCAUUCCCUUUUAGGAGGUGCACUGUAAAUGGUCUUGACUGUUAUCGACAGAAUAAGGAGAGAUUGUUAAAAUGGGUUCCUUGCAUUAGGGUUCUUAUUAGGACGGGUCCUCUCCUGUCUCCAUUGGAGGAUGCAUUUUGCUGUGUGCUUGAUUUCUCUUAGAGUUUAUGGUCCUUGAACAGUUCACAGCUGCCACCACUCUGUGCUAAACUCUUGCUUGGUUUUUAAGGGGUGUUCUACAGUCCCAGCUGCUGCAGGAUCAUGUUCUGUGCUGUUAGAUGUAUUUAAACGAGCUGGUUAUAUUAAUAGCAAGAGAAGUUCAGCUCCUGCUGAGCUCUGGUCUGUAAUCCCUUAAAUCUUCAUUCCUCAGUUUUUAUUUCCAGAUGGAUUCUGGAUUUUGGGGUGUUUUCCCAUGUUCACCUGCAUCUCAGGAUCUCAUUUCACAUUUUUCAGCUCUAUUAUUUCUGGAAACACUGUUCCUGGCCUGCACGUAUGAGCAACUUCCCAAAGCGCUUGUUUCUGUCCUAUUGUGUGCUGCCCCCUGUAUGAAGGGAGGCAGGUCAAUUAGCCAUUAAAAAGCAAAACAAAACAAAAAAUUAAGUUUUAUGAAUGUCAUUUUAAACAUGGCUGUUUCUGGAACUGCACCUAAGGGAGUGUAUCUUGGAACACACGCUCUCUGUUACUUUUAUCCUUGAGCAAGACUUAUUUUUAGUUUGCUGAUACUUCUGGCUGGAGAGAGCUAGGUCGUUGCCCAAAAUAGUUGCCAGUGCUAUGCAAAGAUCAGGAGGGCCAGGUAACCCGUUGCUCAAGCAUUGGCAUCAUCUUAACUCUUUCCUGAAUUCCACCAUCCAAGGUAAGCAGGAUAUUUCUCACCACUUUCUGGUGAAUGCCCUUUCUGGGCAGUGUUGCACUUUGUUUACCCUCAAGUUGUAGAAAAUACAUCAAGAUACUGACUACAGUCCUAGGCUAGUUGUAGUUGUGGAAGAUGUCCUGACUGAAUACUACUGUCCUGACAGUCAACGAUGUUUGAGUCCUUUCAGUAACUUGUUCUAUGCAUAUGAGGUCUCUUCACAGGCCAUGGUGACUACCUUUUUUACAGAGGCUGAAAAGCUUGUGGACUUGAAUGAAGGUGUACCCUUUUUUUUGUAUGCAAGGAAUAUUCAAGCUGUGGAUCCUUGUCUUCACCACAGCUGCUGUGCACACACUUGUUAGAAAAGGAGUUGUUGUGGGUGGUCACUGUCCUUGUCCUUUGGAUGGGAACCAAAGCACUGAUUAGCAAUCGUGCUGCAGCUUGACUUGAUGCAUAUAAAAUUUGCAGGUAGUGGGCAAGAGAGAACAGAAUGGGCCUGGAGCAUUCUUCCUUGCAGUGGAGACUGUCAACCUUCAGUUUUCCAGAUAAGAAGGUCAAAGUUCGGUCAAAAAGUUCCACCCAGGCAACCCAGUGUGGUUGCAGCUACGUCCCUGUCGAGGUUGUAGCAUUAAAGCAAACACUUCAGCCCCUUGUGGUCUCAACAAUAAACUGCUAACGCUCCUGAUGCAGUGCCAGAAGCCAGUGGCAGCCAUCUAAAAGGAAGGUGGAUAGAGGUAAAUGAGGAGAGUUCGUAAACCUGAAGGGCAGUUGGGAUAGUACGUUGCUUUCCCCCACACAAGGGUAAUUUGUCCUAUAAUCUGAUUGGAGGCAUUUCGUGUGUAUCUAGCUGGCUGCCACAGUGAGUAGUUUAUACUACAGAUAAGAGUUUAUGCUUUUGAUCAAAGCGCAGGUGCACUGAAACAUUACAUACACAAAUGCGAGAUGGUAAAAUUCCAACUUUCUCAUAGCUGGAACAUAGUGCCCGUCCUGGGAGCGAACGUAGUUCCCACAGUGCUGUUUCCUUUGCGAAGUUGACAGAGAAGCUUGUAAAUAGAUACUGCUCUUCUGCUAGGUUUUGAAAAAAACAAGAAAAAUAGUGCUGAUCCAUACUGCAGCAUAUCUGAUAAUUCUGUCACCUACAUGAGACAUGCAAAGGCAGAAAUCCAACAGCUGUUACGGUGAAAUGAGAGUUCUCCACAACAUUGCGGAAGAGCGCUGUGUAGCUGAUUCUUGUUGCCCUUAUGUUUACCUGUCCUUUUUAUCAGGAGUUUGCCGGGCCUGGAAGGAAGAAGCAUGGAAAGCGUAUGUCUGCAUAUACACAAGUGGCUAGCAGUUGAUGCCUCUAGCCAUAAAAAAAACAACUUUAUGUGCUAUCUCUACCUAUUGUCCUGGUUCUGUCAAAGUCUGCAGCUCAAAAAAUGGUUUUGCAGCAGGAUUUUAGCACGGAAGCUGUGCAUUCCUUCUGUCCACUCCCACCCACACAGGCGCUAAUGGGGAUCGUAUAUGAGUAGUUUGGACUAUUGUAGUUGAUCUCCCAAAUAAGAGGUUGGUUCAUUGUUAUGAAAUAAGUAUUGUUGUGCAAUAUGAACGCCACCCUUGUACUCAGUGCGAAGAGGAAAGACCCUGAAGCCAAAAUGGGAUUAGGUACUCCACCGUCAGUGUCUGGAAGAGUCGCCACAAUCUAUUUAAAUGUUUAAAACCACAGAGACCCCAAAUUGUUGUGGGGCUUAUGGCUGGGUGGGUGGGGGUGUGUGUGUGUGUGUGUGUGUGCAUUUGUUUGUUUUAAAUUGUGCUUUCAUGUUCACAGCAUAAGUUAAAAUACCAAGCUUCUCCUGCACCUUGUGGGCAAGCUGGGUUUUACAUUUAAGAGCCAUUCAGUCUUGACUUGCCUGUCUGAAACGAUGGGGGUGCUACUAUAUGUCUUCGUAAACUGGGCCUCUGGGUGCUCAAGUGUGGGCUCCUGCUUGCUCUCUUUGGUCUGUUUAGUUUCCAUUUGUAGUUAUUGGAUAGCAACCUCAAGGUUAUGAUCUGGAAUAUUUGCAGCUCAGGAAAAAGAGUUGAUUUAUCUAGCAAUGUUAACUCAAUUAUUUCUCUCUUGUGUGUCCUAAAGAACAAAUGUAUAUUGGGGUGAAUAUUUAAAAGCUAAUAGAAAAUUCAAUGCAGUUGAUUUACAUAUUUUUCUGACUAGAAAUGUAAUAAUAUUUAAGUAUUUUAACAUUUUUUCAUUUCCUUAUUUGUUUGUCUCUUUUUCCCUUGCAAAAAUAAACCAAGUGAGUAGGUUUGAAGAA